AUGAUCAGCACAUUGAACUCGAAUCGUGUGAUCACUCGAAAUGUUCGUGCCCACCGUAAUCCAUUGCAAAAACCGCCAUUUGCAGACUUGCGUCAAAUUUAUCAUGUUCUAUCAGCUGCCUCUCAUCGCUUUGGCCACUUUGAUACUUGGUCUCGAUGUGUAAGUCUCGGACAACGGACGUUUUUUGACCAGAAUGCACACUUUUGCAGACUGCAUCGUGCCGAUUGGAACGUCGUGUGCUGUGUGAACAUUCCCCUCUCAAUGGUUCGCGCGCCGAGUUUCAGAGUCUCCUACUCUAAUUGUUCGCAUUUUCAGCUCGUCACCUACACCCGCCUGCGCGCUCUGUUCCAUCCGAAAGGCCGUACUUCCAGGCCGACAGUGACGAAUUUGAAGUUUAUCAAAGGGUUCUCCGUUAUGCAAAUAUUCCUCUACUUCUACUAUCUCUUUGCUUUUGGGCUCUUCUGCAAUCAAUUUCGAAAGGACGCCGAGUUUCCCAGUCAACUCUAUAGUGAGGCUAACUAUUCCAGAAGAAGCGUACAAACAUUCCGACUCACGGUCUCCAGAGCUGACAAUAUGGGCGUGGCCUCGGCAGCCAAAUGGCGUUUUUAUGAAUUGAGCACGUUUUCUCUGAUUUUUGUCGUCGAAGGCGAUGAAAAAUAAUUGUUCGACAUGAAAACACACUAAUUCUCACAGAAUUAAUGACGUUUUGGCGCUCAUUUUUCGCGGACUUUGCUUUUUCGCCGAUCGCCGCCCAAAAACGUCUCAUUUUGCGCUUUCUUGACCGUUUUCAGACAGAAUUGGUUCUGAGAAUGAUAAAUCACGUAAAUACAAGCAUUUUGCAACUGAAAUUCACGCAGUUUUAGGCAAAAAACCUUCAAACGCAUAAAUGUGAUUUGCGACUAGACCAAAUUUGACGCUCUUGCGCUUAAAAAAUUCGUAAUAGCCUAUACAAUCGGUCUAUCGAGAGACAAAUGAGAAAUUAUCGAUUUUUCGUGGCUAAUCUGGCAAAAAACACAAAUUUUGCUGUUAAAAUUUGAAUUUCGCUCUAUUGGGCGGGGCGCACUUGCGCCCAUUGUCAGCUCUGGAGACCGUGCGCGACUCGAUUCGAUUCGAUUUCUCAGCCGUCUAAAUAGCGAAGGAGCAUCACUUUAAAUACACAUUUUCCAGUGAUCACGACUGUAAUCGUUUCGAUUUGUCUCUUUGGCGUUUUAUCUUCGACGGUCACGUGUCUGGUCAUCGAUCAAAUAUUGUCGGACAUUCUCGAGAAGCUCGUCGAACAAAGAGCUGGGGAAGAAGAAGGAAGAGGAAGAGCUGUGGCUCGAUCGCGUCGUUUAUUGCAUUUGAGACAAAGAUCGUAA
Molecule: messenger RNA, 1358 nt
Organism: Caenorhabditis sp. 36 PRJEB53466
Lineage: Eukaryota; Metazoa; Nematoda; Chromadorea; Rhabditida; Rhabditidae
Source: the annotation of a GenBank genome assembly